Xenopus laevis (African clawed frog) is the source of this 4604-nucleotide messenger RNA. It is a transcript of the gene sgsm1.S, whose product is annotated as small G protein signaling modulator 1. Bases 135 to 3425 code for a protein of 1096 amino acids. The record is from RefSeq and is a predicted model, not a curated record. The transcript has 25 exons. Lineage: Eukaryota; Metazoa; Chordata; Amphibia; Anura; Pipidae.
AUUGCGCGGGAACCGUACUGCUGUGCGCGCGUCCGGGGGCGCGCUUUGACGUCAGGAGUUGUCGCUGUGCACUCUCCUCGGCAGCUGCUGCUAGAAUUGAGCCUGCAGAGGACGGCAAUAGAGAAACAGCAAACAUGGCAACGGGGACGGCAGAGGCAGAGACCAGGCAGAAGCUGCUGAAGACGGUGAAGAAGGAGGUUAAACAGAUCAUGGAAGAAGCUGUUACCAGAAAAUUUGUCCAUGAAGACAGCAGCCAUAUCAUCUCAUUCUGUGCUGCAGUUGAAGCAUGUGUUCUGUAUGGCUUGAAACGUAGAGCUGCUGGUUUCCUACGUAGUAACAAAAUUGCUGCCUUGUUCAUGAAAGUGGCAAAGAGCUUUCCUCUGGCAGAACAACUUUGUAAGAAGGUGCAAGAUCUUGAACAGCUCUUGGAAAACAAGAAGAAUCAGAUGCAAGGUGUCCAGGAGAGUGUACGGAAGGCACAUAAGCUCCCUAAUCUGUCUCCACAAGCUAUUAAAUACCUCUGGAUUCGAACUGCACUCAUUGAAAAGUUGUUAGAUAAAAUUGUCCUUUACCUGGUGCAGAACUGCAACAAAUAUUAUGAAAAAGAAGCACUUUUUAUGGAUCCUGUGGACGGUCCAAUCCUUGCCUCUCUGUUAGUUGGACCAUGUGCUCUGGAAUACACAAAAAUGAAAACUGCAGACCACUUUUGGACAGACCCAUCUGCAGAUGAGCUGGUUCAGAGACACCGCAUCCAUAGUUCUCACUGUCGGCAAGACUCUCCCACUAAGAGGCCUGCCCUGUGUAUUCAAAAGCGGCACUCCAGUGGAAGUAUGGAUGACAGACCAUCAAUGUCAGCUCGUGAUUAUGUUGAAUCAUUACACCAAAAUUCCAGAGCUACUCUACUUUUUGGAAAGAACAAUGUCAUAGUUCAGCCCAGGGAUGACAUGGAAGCAAUUCCAGGAUAUUUAUCUCUUCACCAGGCCGCAGAUACAAUCACUUUGAAAUGGACACCAAAUCAACUCAUGAACGGAUCAGUUGGCGAUUUAGAUUAUGAAAAAAGUGUCUACUGGGACUUUGCAAUGACAAUACGUCUGGAGGAAAUUGUGUAUUUACACUGUCACCAACAAGUAGACAGUGGAGGGACAGUGGUCCUGGUGAGUCAGGAUGGUAUACAGAGGCCACCACUUAGGUUUCCCCGGGGUGGACACUUGCUGCAGUUUCUUUCAUGUUUGGAGAAUGGACUUCUUCCUCACGGACAGCUGGAUCCUCCUCUGUGGUCUCAAAGAGGGAAGGGGAAAGUCUUCCCCAAACUGAGAAAGAGAGGUCCCCAGGGUUCAUCAGAAUCUGCAUCGGAUAAGGAAGAAGAUGAAGCUACAGAUUAUGUUUUCAGAAUUAUUUACCCAGGGAGUCAGUGUGAGUUUGUAGCUCAGGAACUUAUAGAUCCCCAGGGAGAGGGGCUGCCUUCUAUGUGGCAACCUAGCACACGAAAAUCCUCCUGCUCAUCCUGUUUACAGAGUGGAUCUUUGAAUGGAGGACCCUCCAAUGGCUGUAAUCAUGAGAGAGCUCCACUUAAGAUGCUUUGCGACAAUAUGAAGUACCAGAUUGUUUCUCGGGCAUUUUAUGGAUGGCUUGCCUACUGCAGACACCUUUCUACUGUGAGAACGCACUUAUCGGCUCUAUUUAAUCAUAAGAUUGUGUAUUCCGACGUACCUGUUGAUGCUAGCUUUGGGUUGACGGUGGCAAUCUGGCAAAAAUAUUUAGAAGAUAGUAAGAACUAUGAAGAGCAGGAGCUUUUACGUAUGAUUUACUAUGGGGGUAUUCAACAUGAGAUCAGGAGAGACGUUUGGCCUUUUCUUCUUGGACACUAUCAAUUUGGCAUGACAGAAGAAGAGAGAAGAGAGGUAGAUGAUCAAAUCUGUGCCUGCUAUGAGCAGACGAUGGCAGAAUGGGUGGGUUGCGAGGCUAUUGUUAGGCAACGAGAGAAGGAAUCUCAUGCAGCUGCUCUUUUAAAGUGUUCUUCGGGGGCCAGUCUAGAUAUCCAAAUCCAAAAGAUGAUGCACAGGGACUCUACAGUCAGCACUGAGUCCUCUCAAAGCUGCAGCUCUGAAAUCCAAAAUCAUGCUCGCUUGCAGAGUGAUUCCAGCACAAGUACACAGGUGUUUGAGUCAGUAGAAGAAGCAGAACAAAUAGAAGCCAGAAGUGAGGACAGCAAACCUACUAAGAUUGCUAAUGGAACUAUUGCUAAUGGAACCUGCUCUCCUGAUUCAGGUCAUCCUUCUUCACGAAAUUUCUCCAUUACCUCUGGGUAUUCUGAACAGAGCUUUAGCACAGAUGACAAUGCUUCUCUGGAGACCAACAAAAACUCUCUGCACUUGCACUUGAAACAGGGGGCUACUGAGGUAAAAAAACAAACCACCUCAGAUAUUAUUCUGCCAGAUAACAAGACAGCAGAAGUGCUUCCCAUUCAGGACAGUUUGGAUGGAGAGGUGACCGCUAAUGAGAGCAUAGAUUAUUUUCUUUCCAUUACUGAUAGCACAGACGAUCUCCUGCCAGACAAGGAGACAGCUGUGCUCUCAGUUAUAGAAACGUGGCCGGACCGUGAAGCAGAUAAAGAGAGCUUAGCUGAAAGUGAAGAUAACUUGUCUGAAGAACCAGAGAUGGAGAGUUUGUAUCCACAGCUUGACUCAUUGGUGGUCAUUGAUGCUACGAUGUGUGAGAUGUCUCCUGUUUCUUCAACAGGAGUGACAUAUUCACAAGAACUCUUGGACAUGUACACCAUAAAUCUACAUCGCAUUGAAAAGGAUGUGCAGAGAUGUGACCGGAACUACUGGUAUUUCACACCAGCCAACCUGGAGAAGCUACGCAAUGUCAUGUGCAGCUAUGUCUGGCAGCACAUUGAGAUAGGAUAUGUUCAAGGCAUGUGUGAUCUCCUGGCUCCUCUCUUGGUGAUACUAGAUGAUGAGGCAAAGGCCUUCAGCUGUUUUACUGAAUUGAUGAAGAGGAUGAACCAGAAUUUUCCUCAUGGAGGUGCCAUGGACACCCACUUUGCCAACAUGAGAUCUCUGAUUCAGAUUUUGGAUUCAGAACUUUUUGAACUUAUGCAUCAAAAUGGUGACUACACUCAUUUCUACUUCUGUUAUCGCUGGUUCCUUCUUGACUUCAAACGGGAAUUGGUAUACGAUGAUGUCUUCUCAGUUUGGGAGACCAUUUGGGCAGCCAAGCAUGUCUCCUCUGCCCAUUUUGUCUUAUUCAUUGCCUUAGCUUUAGUGGAGGUUUACCGGGAUAUUAUUCUUGAAAACAAUAUGGACUUUACAGAUAUAAUCAAAUUCUUUAAUGAGAUGGCUGAGAGGCACAAUAUAAAGCACAUCCUGAAGCUUGCUCAAGAUUUGGUAUACAAGGUCCAGACUCUCAUAGAAAACAAAUAAGAAGAAGCACAUCUUCAAAUACACAUUGCCACCUGUACUGCCAUGGAUCCCUGCAGUUCAUCCUCUGCAAUGCAGCCCUGCAGCUGUGGGUUAAAGGGUUAUACACUACAUCUGCUAAGUUAUUUCAGCCAGUUUCAGAAAGAGAACACAGAAAAUGUAAAUGUUCUGAUUUUCCACACUCACUCUUUUUCCUCACUGGUAUUAGUAGUUUAUUGAUUAGGCCUCAAAAUAAGAUCCUUCUAGUCACUAAAUUCAGCUUUUCAACUGGGAUUGCAGUGGGCAAGGAAAUCAGCAGAAUUUAUUAUUCUGCAACUCUGCCCUACCUUGUAUAGUAACUCACUCAAUAUGCACAAUAUUUGUUAACCUCCAUUUUUAAAGAUUUCUGUAGUCAACUACACUAACAUUAUUUUAAAUAACAUUAUUUUACUUAUUCAUUUUAAAAUAUUAAUACUAAAAACAGUGGAAUUAGACUGUGAGUUCUACAUCCCCUAUUGCCGGCACACAUAUUAAUUUAUGCAAAUAACCCUAAACUGGCCUUAUGCGCAGCCUGUAUUAAAUGGGGAUCUUCAUCUUGUGAUCUUGUCGCUUCAGAUUCCAGGAUUCUCUAACAGCCUUGCAUUUGCAGAGCCACAGUUUGAAUUGUUUUAUCCUUGGAUGCUCUUACAUUGCAGGGAAGGCUUUUAGGCACAAAAAUAGACUGUACUUAAAGUAAAUGAAAAUUAAUUCUCUUUAUUGUUAAGUAGUAUACUUUGCAUUUACACUGACGAAUGCUGCUAAAUAUGUGAGGAUGCUUUUGGCAAUUUCAAACAAUACGAUAAAACAUCACUCAUUGCUCGAAACCUUAGAAAGUUUCAUGGUGGUUUCCACAUGGUGAAUUAUUGUAUGGUGCAGAGACAUCAUCAGGUACUGUUGACGUUUACAAGAUGAUGGCAAACAAAUGAAACCAAAUUCAGACUUAAGUUGUCCUGCUACCUCAUUCCCAUUAUACUGUGGCAGGCUUAUUUAUUUACUCAUUUAUGCUUUCAUGUGUUAAGCAUAACAGGUUUGGUCUCACUCCAUUUAUCACAAAGGUCUAUAUAAAUACACUAGUAAACCCUCAAAGUAAUUCUGCUCUAAGUCCUUUGUCAAAAGAAACACUGCAUUUCUUUCCUUCUUUUGUGUACCCAUGGGCUUCUGUAU